Molecule: messenger RNA, 940 nt
Organism: Cyprinus carpio (common carp)
Lineage: Eukaryota; Metazoa; Chordata; Actinopteri; Cypriniformes; Cyprinidae
Product: NAC domain-containing protein 82-like
Exons: 4
Coding region: 54-596 (180 amino acids)
Source: RefSeq, a predicted model, not a curated record
GUCAAGAUGAGGACAUCAUUUAUGUCAGUGAGGAAAAAAAGAACAAACCCAACAUGGAACUAUGUCCUGUUUGUGGAAGGUCUUUUCCUGAAGACAUGGUUGAAUUUCACGCUAGUAUCUGUGUAGAUAAUUGCUCUGCAGAAAUGGAAAUGUUUUCAGAGUGGAAAGAGGAUGCUGUAGCCGGGCCAUCCAACAGCAGAGAAGGUGACCUGGAUGCUGUAGCCUUACCAUUCAACAGAAGAGAUGGUGAGGAUUCUGUAGCUGGACCAUUCAACAGAAGAGAUGGUGAGGAUUCUGUAGUUGGACCAUUCAACAGAAGAGAUGGUGAGGAUUCUGUAGCUGGACCAUUCAACAGAAGAGAUGGUCAGGAUGCUGUAGCUGGACCAUUCAACAGAAGAGAUGGUCAGGAUGCUGUAGCUGGACCAUUCAACAGAAGAGAUGGUGAGGAUGCUUUAGCUGGGCCAUCCAACAGAAGAGAUGGUGAGGAUGCUGUAGCUGGACCAUUCAACAGGAGAGGUUGUGAGAAUGUGGUUGCCGGACCAUUCAACAGCAGAGAAGGUAACAAAGAUGCAGUAAAAAAUGACAAUGUUAAGUAGAUGAAGACAAUCGACACAGUAGCAAGCAGAAUGUUUUUUUUUUUUAUUAUUUACUUUAGAUUGGAAGAUGAUUACCAAUCCAAAAGAGGCUGCAAAUGUCUUCCGAAAACAACUACUAAUUACUGAAGAGCAGGAACAACCCUUGCGUUUCACCUUGGAUCUCAGGGAAGACCUGGAGGAGCAGGAUAGAGAGAUGAUUUCUUUGUACAAGCGACCAAAUGUCAACUGGGCUAGGCCAUUUUCCUGUAUGCUCAGAGGUGAUGCCGCCACAGGUGAAGGGGUGAGCCGUCACAUUCUUAGUACUGCAAUCCUAAAACUGACACAAGGCUUCAGGAUAAACUUUG